Molecule: messenger RNA, 3560 nt
Organism: Cuscuta campestris
Lineage: Eukaryota; Viridiplantae; Streptophyta; Magnoliopsida; Solanales; Convolvulaceae
Source: the annotation of a GenBank genome assembly
UUUAGAAAUAACGAACUAAUAUUUAGUUUAGUACAAAAAACAAAAACAUUGAAUAUGGUACUAACCAUUCCAAUAAUAACGCUCUUCAGUAAGUGACAUAAUUAUCAUUAAAAUAUUUUGUAUUUGCUGUUUUAAGCCGCUUAGAUCUUCUCAAUUCCGGCAGGGUAACCGUCACUUGCAAUGCUGGCGUUAUAUUCAUCAAACGUGGCAGAGGGGGUGCAAUCCUAAUGGGUGGCAUAGGGUGUAAAGUUGGUGGUGGCGGUACAAACAUUAUGGGCGGCACAGGUUGUGAAGUUGGUGGUGGCGAUACAAACGUUAUGGGUGGCAUAGGUUGUGAUGUUGGUGGUGGCGGUACAAACGUUAUGGGCGGCAUAGAUUUCGCAAGCUUUCUCAUCGCAGGGAGACACUUAUCACAGGGAAAGGUAACUGGCUUGUUCAAGGGUAUCCCCUCAGUUUCUUUCACAAAGGAGGACAUCUCAGAACUCUCCUCGCGAUUUAGGCUUGCUCUGGUUGCAAAGUUCAUUCGUCGUCCAUCUUUCACAACGAUGAACAAAUUUUUGCAGAAGCUUGGGCUCAAGGGGGGUUUUGAUAUCUCACUUCUUCAUAGCAACAGUUUCCUCCUAAAUUUUAGGGAGGAGGAGGACUACCUUCGACUCUUCCUCCGUAGAUCCUGGCAGGUUUUUGACAAACAAAUGAGUCUCACAAAAUGGAGCCCUUCGCUUUCACAGGAGUCGGAGAACCCCAUAAUGCCCAUCUGGAUUGCAUUCCCCGGCCUCCCCAUACACCUCCAUGACAAGAGAGCCCUACACCUUAUUGCAUCAACUAUUGGUACUCCUCUGAAGGUGGAUUCUUGUACGAUGAAUUUUUCCAGGCCAGCCCUAGCCAGAUGCUGCGUAGAAGUGGAUAUCUCCAAUCUUCCGCCGGCCAGAAUACUUAUUAAUCAUGGAGGAGAGGAACUUAUUUUUCCUUUCCAUUUUGAGGAUGUCCCUCUUUUUUGCAAAAGGUGUAAAAGGACUGGGCAUGUGCUAGAAGCAUGUCAGCAUAAGAAGGAAGCCGGUUUCACUCCUUACCGGAAAACAGAGGUGGCGCCGGAGAAGAUGGAAGAACUUGCAGUGGAUCUGACUAGUGAAAAGUGGCAAAAGGUAAAAUCCAAAAAGGGUAAAGCCAAGAUGCCUUUGGAACCAGCACUUAAAAGAGAGUGGCGGGCCAGACCUUCCACUACUUCACAUGCUACUUCAUCUGCUGCAUGGAAGGAAGGUCCAGGGGAAUCAUCCAAAACCAAUGCAGGUACAAGCGACCCCACCCCAACCCUCAACAGCGUAAUCAAUAAUGGGGCAAAUGAAGUAAUCUCCAAAAAUAGACAGGGGGCCUAUUGCAUCACUGACCCGCUUGUCCUCUCAGCUCUCACUUUACAGCACUGCAGUGAUUUUGUGGUAAGAUCUCCUAUUCUGUUUGAAGCUCCCACCUUCAAUGAGGAGUCUGUAGAUGUUGAUGAUAGCUUGGCCUUAGUUCCUUUCGUGGAUUUCAACCUUCCUGUUGAUGCCUACUCACUCUCCAGGCAGUCAUUGAAGAAGAUCAGAUUCUUUCUUGCUAUUUCAAGUCUUUGCAAACUUCAGCUCCAUUCUGGGUUUCCAGUGUGUAUGGCAAACACACUAGAGCAGAGCGUGAAGGUUUAUGGGCCUCUCUACGUAAUCUUUACCCAGUUCAAGGUCCCUGGAUCAUUGGAGGGGAUUUUAAUACUGUUGCAAAUAUUUCUGAGCAUAAAGGGAUGGAGGAGAGGUAGGGUGAGCAGAAGAUUAGACCGUAUACUUACAAAUGAAGAGUGCUUGGAUGUCUUCCAAACCAUAGAGUUCCUACAAAGCCCUUCUGGAUUCAUCAUGGGACACAAGCUACCAAGGGGGGGGGGCAUGAGGGGUCUUGCAUUGAAACUCUCAAAUUUUAAGAAAUGCCUCUUAACUUGGAACAAGAAUGUUUUUGGAAAUCUCUUCAAAGAGGUCACUGAGGCAGAAGAAAAGGCUGAGGCUGCUGAGGUAAAAUUGGAAAAUGAGGACUUAGAUGAAAAUCUAAUUGCCUACAAACAUUGCACAGCCCUUCUUCAACUGGCUUUGAAAAAGGAGGAAAGCUUUUGGGCACAAAAGGCUAAUAUAAAGUGGAUAUCUCAGGGUGAUGCUUCUACUUCAUUUUUCCACUCUUAUGUUAGGGGAAGGAGGCAAAGAUUGCACAUUUCAUCACUUAAACGAGAGAACGGGAGUAUCUGUUCAAAAUUGGAAGAUAUCUCCAGCCUGGUGGUGGAACACUUCACAAAGACUUUCUCUAACAAUCAUGUUGGAGAGAUGGGUCAGAUUCUGGAUCAUAUCUCCCUAUGUGUGUCUACAGAGGACAACAAUCUGAUCAAUCACAUUCCGGAUGAAGAGGAGAUCAAACAAACAGUAUGGAAGCUAAACGCUAAUAGCACUGCUGGGGCUGAUGGUUUUAAUGGUUUUUUCUUCAGGAAUGCAUGGGAUACGGUAAAGAUUAAUGUUUGCAAAGCUGUGCAAGAAUAUUUUGUGGGCAUCCCACUACCCAAAGCUUUUGGUAGUACUUUAAUUACUCUCAUACCUAAACAAGAAGGUGCCAAUACUCUUGACCAAUUCAGGCCUAUCUCUCUUUCAACUUUCUUUAGCAAAAUCAUCUCUAGACUACUAAGUGAAAGGCUGAAGCAUAUCAUCCCAAAGCUGAUAUCACAGGAACAAGGAGCUUUCCAGGUUGGUAAAAAUAUUAUUGAACAUGUUCUCAUGACCAAAGAAAUGUUCCACCUACUAGCAGCAAAUGUGAGGGGAGGGAACUGCAUAAUCAAACUGGAUCUUUCUAAGGCUUUUGACAAAUUAUCUUGGGCAUAUCUGGAAGGGGUACUAGCAAAGUUUGGUUUUGAUGGCAGAUCGAUUAACCUUCUGCUGGGGAACCUAAGGGCAACCUUCUUCUCAGUCUUAGUGAAUGGACAACCGAAGGGUUUUUUCCCAAUGAAAUGUGGUGUCAAACAAGGAGAUCCUCUUUCUCCUCUCCUCUUCAUUAUUGCUCUUGAAGGACUGACCAGAUAUCUAAACUUCAAUCACUCCAUUGGUCUCAUCAAGUCAUUCUCUGCAGGUAGAACGUCAACCCCAUGCCACCUGCUCUAUGCGGAUGAUAUCAUCCUAUUUACCACAGCGGAAUGCAAAAACCUCUUGAGGAUAAGAAGUUUAUUAUCAGAUUUCAUGAAGGCCUCGGGGCAAGAGAUCAAUUACUCCAAGAGCCAAGUUAUAGUCCAUGAUAGAAUGAAGACAGAUCACAAACUAAAAAUCACUAAAAUCAUGGGCAUCAAAUGUAGUACCAAAGCUUUCAAGUAUCUAGGCUCUACUAUUGUCAAGGGGAAGCUUAGAAGAAUCCACUGCAAGGAUCUUGUAGAGAGAUUUGAGAAAAAACUUAAUGCAUGCUCAACACCUCCCCAAAUCCAUUAUUAAGAGCCUCAACAGAAAAAUGGCUAAUUUCUUUUGGGGGGCAAAAGAGGAUGACAAUAAGUAUCAUUGGCGUAGCUGGAACAGGUU